AUGGAUGAAAUAAAGGAGAAAACUCGAGAAGAAAUUCUGAGUGAGAAAACCGAUAGAGAAAUAUUCAUUAUUGGGUGCAGAAUGGAGAAAAUGCAGGAAGAGUAUGAAAAUGCUGUAAGAAAUAAAAGAUGGGAGAAGAAACGAGAGUGUUAUGUCAACAAAGAUGGUGAACCUGUUAUCCGCAGGAGUGACAUAGUUCAUGAUGAUGUUCUUUUAGUAAUUCCUCUAUCCGGCGAGUAUUACUCAAGUGUUGAAAAAGACAAAACCUACAAGAGAAGGCUAGAUAAAAUCAUCAGAGAUGCUAUGACAUCAAGUCUGAGGAAGAGAGAUGAAGAAAGAAUGAAGAAAAAUGUUGAGUGUAUGGUGAACGAUUUGAAGAAAGUUGCUGAAAAGGUUAAAAUCGAAGUUGUUAAAGAAGAAGAUGUGAAGAUUUCUGAAGAUGUGAAAGAAACUGUUACUGAAGAACAGAAGGUUGAGAAAGCUGUUAACAAAGAACAACAGUUUGAUGAGAUGAAGAAGAAAGAAGAAAAAGAAGAAGUGAAGAUAGAGAGGUUGAAUGCUGAUGUUGGAGAUGAUGCUGGUGAUGAAAAGAAGAAAGAUGCUGAUCAGACUGAAACAGCAAAGAAUGCCGAGGUGCCAAAUCACUGA
Molecule: messenger RNA, 648 nt
Organism: Helianthus annuus (common sunflower)
Lineage: Eukaryota; Viridiplantae; Streptophyta; Magnoliopsida; Asterales; Asteraceae
Exons: 1
Coding region: 1-648 (215 amino acids)
Source: RefSeq, a predicted model, not a curated record